CUGGAAAGAGACAUACACAAAAAAUUCAGCAACAUUUGUUCUCCUGGGCCAGCAUUGAACAGAGUUUUGCGAACUGGAAAUACACGCACAACAAAUGAUUGGCACCGAGGAUAUGUCCACAUCGACUGGCAUGGAUAUCAGUGAAUCCUUUCGUGCCGAGGAUCUCUCAAAGACGGAUUUCUUCGAUUUUGUCACGGCGCCGGACAUGGGCAUUGGCAUUGGUGUUGGCGUCGAUGUGGGCGUCGGUGUCGGUGUCAGCCUGCAGCAGCAACAACAGCACCAUCAGCAGCAGCAACACCACCAGCAGCAGCAGCACAGUCACAGCCAUAGCCAAGGUCAUCAGCCAACGACAUCACAAACGCCGCAGCCGAACCACCACGCCGCCCGAACCACCAGCAGCAUGACCCACGACAUUGGCGAGGGCGGCGGCGGUGGUGCUGGCAUUGUCCCUGUGAGUAAUCGCAAUGGCAGCAGCAGCAAUGGCGGCGAUCCCACGUUACAAGGCUACGAGUUUUGGCAUCAGGACAAGGACAGCAGCCGCCUGGACUCGAGCUCGAUUUUCGAGGACCUCGAUCGCUACUGCUGGCAGCAGCAGCCGAUCACAGCCAGCGCCACGACUACUGUCAAUGCCAGCAACGUGCGCUGCAGCAACCAGCCAAGCCCCACGUCUCCGCAAUCGCAUCCACACUCACACCCACAUCCCCAUCAGCAGCAGCAGCAGCAGCAGCAACAGCAGCAUCAGCAGCAGCACCAACAGCAGCAGCAGCAGCAGCCAAACGCCAGCAGCUCGUCGAGCGCUGCCGGCAGCAGCAGCGACACCAUCAGCAGCCUGGACACAACGGACGGCCAGAUCUACACAUUGACAGUAUUAAAUGGCGGCGAGCCUUGGCUGAAGCGUGCCGAGGCGGAGCAGCUGCCCAGCGCGCUGGACUUGGACAGCUUGCUGGGCAGCUUUCCAGGCUACAUCAAGUCGGAGUACCCGUACGACGACAGCGGAUUCAGCACGGAUGGCAAGGAUGUGAUUGUCAAUGGAGCGGAUGCCAAUGGCCUCAGCAGUAUUUCGCAGUCGCAGUCGCACGGCCAGACGCUGCCCUCGCUGGUCACGGCCAUUUCCAUAGCGGGCGGCGGUGUCAAUGAGCUGGGCCAGCAGUUGGCCCAGUUCCAGAACAACAACAACGACUGGCACAUGGCCGAUCACAAUGCGGAGGCGGAGCAGAAUACGGCGGAGUCCCUGUUGCGCAGCGCACUGCAGGGCAAAGGCUACGCCAAGGGCCUCCACAUGCAAAAUGGACUGGCUCUGCCCGUGGUCAAGGACGAAGAGAUGCGCAGACUACUCUUCACGCCGGACGAUGCCGCCGAUGCGCUGGGCUUUGCGGACUCCACGCUCAGCACUGCCCAAAUGUUCGACGAUGCCCAGGCCAUGACCCACGGUGGACCAAGCGCGCACAUGGCUGGCUCGAAUCACGGCCAGCACGGCGGCAACGCCAGCAUCAUUGUCGACGACAUGUUCCUCUCGCUGGAGAAUGCGUUCAGCGACGACUUCGAGAAGAUCAAGCGCAUUGCCAAUGAGGUGCAGCAGUUCUGCAGCGCCAGCACGGGCACACCCACUCCAGGUGACUACGCCGGCGGCGACGUGCUCAUGCAGCUGUCGCCGAACGGCACAGCGGCAAACGCACAACAGCCACCGCCCCCGCAGCCACUGAAGCCCGAGGUGUCCACGUCGACAGCAGCUGCUGUGGGCACAACUGUGCAUGGAGGUCGCCUGGGCGGCAUUAGCAAACCGAAGAAGCAGUACAAGCGCAGCAACAGCAGCGCCAACAACAACAACAAUCCUAAUGUGGCCAACAACAACAACAGCAGCAACGCCAAUAACAACAACAGCAGCAGCAAUAGUGUACUGGGCGUGGUCAUAGGCAACGGCGGCAGCUCCUCCUCGAGCGGCAGCGCGAGCAGCAGCAGCAACAGUCCGCCAGCCAACUGCAACACCAACUCGGGAGGCAGCAGCACCGGCGGCGGCAGCCAGCGGAAGGAGCGUUCGCUGCACUACUGCUCCAUCUGCUCGAAGGGCUUCAAGGACAAGUACUCGGUGAAUGUGCACAUACGCACGCACACGGGCGAGAAGCCAUUCGCGUGCUCGCUGUGCGGCAAGAGCUUCCGGCAGAAGGCGCAUCUGGCCAAGCACUACCAGACCCACAUGACCCAGAAGAACAAUGGCAGCCUGAUCAAAGGCAGCUCCGGCAAGCACCAGCGCGCGGGCUCCAACAACGCGGCCGCAGCGAACAGCCUAGCCCAGCAGCGGCAGCUGAGCGCCGUGGCCACCGCGGUGGCCAGCCCCAGUUUAAUGAGCGCCGGCGUCGUGCUGAGCGGACCAAAUACGCCGCCCGGCGUCUUACCGCCAGCUAAUGGCCUGCUCGCAAACAGGUAGUAGAGCCGACCUUGGCUAUAUACAUAUAAUUAUAUACACAUAGGCUAUGUUCCACAAAA
Molecule: messenger RNA, 2484 nt
Organism: Drosophila arizonae
Lineage: Eukaryota; Metazoa; Arthropoda; Insecta; Diptera; Drosophilidae
Biological process (GO): regulation of immune system process; negative regulation of transcription by RNA polymerase II; regulation of cytokine production
Cellular component (GO): nucleoplasm
Molecular function (GO): RNA polymerase II cis-regulatory region sequence-specific DNA binding; DNA-binding transcription repressor activity, RNA polymerase II-specific
Source: RefSeq, a predicted model, not a curated record